Messenger RNA from Hypanus sabinus (Atlantic stingray), 2421 nucleotides. RefSeq names its product sperm flagellar protein 2-like. Gene Ontology annotation, cellular component: manchette; sperm midpiece. The record is from RefSeq and is a predicted model, not a curated record. NCBI's taxonomy places the organism in Eukaryota, Metazoa, Chordata, Chondrichthyes, Myliobatiformes, Dasyatidae. Gene Ontology annotation, biological process: sperm axoneme assembly. Bases 643 to 2388 code for a protein of 581 amino acids. The transcript has 14 exons.
GGUAGAUGUGUGAUAGUCAGUGGUAGAUGUGUGAUAGUCACUGGUAGAUGUGUGACAGUCAGUGGUAGAUGUGUGACGGUCAGUGGUAGAUGUGUGAUAGUCAGUGUUAGAUGUGUGAUAGUCACUGGUAGAUGUGUGGGUGUCACUUGUUGAUGUGUGAUAGUCAGUGGUAGAUGUGUGGUGGUCAGUGGCUGGACGUUCUGUGUUGUGUGUGUUGGUCAGUGGUUGGAUGUGUUAUGUGGUGGGUGUGUUUUAGACAGCUGCUAGACAGUGAUUAGCUGUAGUGUGUGUUGGGGGUUGGAGUGGCUGUGUAUCUGAACACCAUCAGAAUCUACUCAGGAUUUUGUGCCUCUUUCUCUUCACAGUGUAUCCAUUUCCUCCCUACCCAAUGGACAGAGAAAGCGAAUCCCCAACAGCUCAGGCAGCAGUAGCAGUGCGUUGAAAGAUGGGGAGUUGAUUGGCGGCCAAGAGCUGAAACAAUUACGUGCUCCCGAUUCCUCCCAGGCUGAUGGACAGGGAAAGGCAGAAACCAGUAGCCCCAGCAGCAGGGGCAAGGAGGAGCAGGAAGGGGAAUGGGAAGGCGUCCAAGAGGUGAAACAAUUCCGAGUUCCUCUCGUGCCGUAUCGCAUUCCCUCGUCCAGCAUGAUUGUGAAGGAGAAAAGCAAGUUACCAGUCAAGGUGGCGGGGAAGGCCAAGGAGGAAGUGGUAGUGACAGACACACCAUCCUUCACUGAUGUCGAUGAGUAUCUGAUCUCUGAAGCCUACCACACUGCAGUAUCAGCUCUCUCAAAUAUAGUCCAAAGGGAAAUGAAACUGAAGGAGGAUGAGGACAGGAAAGAGCAGAAGCUGAAGGAAGACAAGGAGAAAGACCAGCCAAAGUCCUCAGCUGGAAAAGACGGGAAGAAAAAGUCUGCUGAGAAGAAGAAAGGCCCCCGAUCCACCACGCCCAUGUUGCCGGCACUGGGUGAGAACCCAGAGGAAGUCAGCAGAAGGAAACUUAGGGAGCACAUUUACACUGAGUACUUUGGAGCACUGCAGGAUGAGGUGGCUGCAGUCACCACCCGUCUUGCUCUGAUCAAACUCAAAGCUCUGAUGACAAUCCAGGAUCUGAAGUCCAAGGCAGGUGAUGUCUUUACCACCAUGGAGGACUGGCUCAGCACCCAGUUCCUGCAGGAGAUGGACAGCAUUGCUGCCUUGCUUGCUGUGGGACUGGAACACAUACAGACUGGCUCCAAGAUCCUGUUCCCACUCGUGCUUGGAAGCAAGGAGUUCGUCAUCAAUGGGGACCUGAAGCUGAUUCCGGACCCCCCUCCACCGCCACACCUGCCCUCGAGGGAGAGGCCGAAGGUCGGCGAGUUCAGAGUACAGCAGCUCCAGGACCUCGUGCAGCAUUUCACCCUGCUGUCACCCACAGGUUUUAUGACAAGAAGAGUGUUUAUCGAAACCUUACAGGACCUGAUUUCGCAGGAUCUUGGAUCAGAUAAUUUCCCUGAGCCGUGGUGCUCGCUCACUUAUCCACAGUUGGUGGAGAUUUCGCGGGUGUUGGCUCCUGACUCAGACUUCCUCAACUGGCGACAGUUUAUCCUUUCAAUUGCUCAGCCAUGGCCCUAUCCCUCCCUGAGGGACCUGCUGGACACAAAGAUACGGUUUCAAGCUGUGGACCAGGCUGAUAAUGGUUACGUUACAAAAGAACAAUAUGAUCAGGUGGAGCUGUGGUUCACAGGUGAUGCUGACCAACAAGACCCUGAGGAUCCAUUGGAGCCAGUUCCCUUCAACAGACUUGCACAGCUGAAGGAGGUUUUCUUCAGCCUGUUUGUGGAGGACGGCCCAUCCGAGCCCCGACUGGACUACAACAACACCCUGCUGUACUUCAGCGGGCACCAGGACCCAGCCCAGGGCCUGCACCGGGCUCUCAGCAUCGCCGUGGGCAGUGCACUCCCUUGGGCACCCCUCUCCAGCCCUCAGAAGUCAGAGCAGGACGUCCCAGGUGGACCCUCAGCACCAGGACCGGUGGAGAAGGUGCCUCUAUCAGCUCUGUUCCAAAUCAUGAAGCAUGGAGUGGCUGGGUUUGGAGAAACCCAUCGGCACAGGAGCCCAGAGGAAGACCAUCAAUGCCAGCUUUUCACCCAAGUUUACAAGGAGCUGGGAUCAAAGGAGCUUGAACCGCUCCCAUUAGAUGUUUUGCUCAAACAUCCUGUCAUUAUGGACCUCAUCACCAACACAACACAAUUCAGCCAAUCUGAUGUCCAUGCCGUGAUACAGAGGCAAUUCGUGGAUGGUGAGGCUGUUGCCAGCAGCUCUCCUGAAACUUCAGUGGAAAGGUCUCCCAGCAGCCCAACUGAUGAGCCAGGCCAGGCCCAGAGUCGGUGGAGAAUGCCCAGGCAAUGAAGCUCACACACUAAUAAAUUCAGAUACAUUGCU